AACGAAGAAAUGGAGCAACCUGUGCAGAAUGGAGAGGAAGACCGCCCUUUGGGAGGGGGCGAAGGCCACCAGCCAGCAGGAAAUAAUAGACAGGGACAGGCUCGCCAACUUGCCCCUAAUUUCCCACGGGCCAUACCCAAGAGGCAGGUCAUCGAUGGGAUGGGUGGAGAUGGAGAUGAUAUGGAAACGUUCAUGGAGGAGAUGAGAGAAAUCAGGAGAAAACUUAGGGAGCUGCAACUGAGGAAUUGUCUGCGUAUCCUUAUGGGGGAGCUCUCUAAUCACCAUGACCAUCAUGAUGAAUUCUGCCUUAUACCUUGACUCCUGCCAUUUUCCACGAGAUUAAUACUGUGAUUCCCACUGUCAUUCUCCUUUUCCUUGCAUUUUCCUGAUAUGCCUUUAC
Molecule: messenger RNA, 400 nt
Organism: Kogia breviceps (pygmy sperm whale)
Lineage: Eukaryota; Metazoa; Chordata; Mammalia; Artiodactyla; Physeteridae
Source: RefSeq, a predicted model, not a curated record